GUUUCAAAAGUGUUCUUAAUUUGUUUGCUUAUUGACCUUAAAUAAUCCAUAAAAUUGUACAAAUUACAUGACCUGUUGACAUUGAUACCGUUAAACAGUUAAUUGUUUGUUCAUGCAUUUAAGACUACAAAUUUGAAUUUCAUGGCAGAGGUUUUAAGUAAAAUGUUGUAUUUGAAGCGUAACAGUUUCUCAGUCAUGAUCGUAUUAAACGCACUUCUUUUUGUUGUUUUUGUGUCUCCUGUGUUCGGUCAGGAGAACCAAGCGUUAGGUCCCGCAACGCCCACAAGUGCGCUCCCUAUACCGUUCAUGGAUUUGUUUACUGCACCAUCAAAUUAUUACUCGGAACAGGUUCGGAAGACAUAUUCUGAUCCUGGAUACUCUUAUCAUGUGUCGUGUCCGAAGUCCGAUUCUCUCUCUUCGUUGGCUAGUGUUUUAGGAAGUGCCGCUAAAAUAAUGAUGUCCGCUGCUGUUAUAGUGUUCCUUAAAGUGGCGGCUGGUAAAAUGUUGUUGCUACCGCUCACAGUGAUGAUUAUCGCCAAGGCAGGAUUAAAGGCGUUCCUGUUGUGGCCCAUGAUAUCGAAGAUGAUCAAAUAUUUUAAUAAGAAAAAGAAAAAAGGUCACAAAUCAAGAAUGAUCAUGGAUUGUUCGGAAAGAAUCGCUUGUGUUAUUCAGAGAGCUUCGAGGAACGGCUGGGCAAGCCACUUGGGUGCGGCUGCUACUUUUUCCAUGAUAAACGACAUCGAGGAAGACGCUCCAUUUGCCAAGGUUCUACUCAGUGUUUUGGCUGGCGAUAAGAUUGCACAAUGUAUGUCACUGGACUGCGGUUCCGGAAUCAAUAUUAGCUGACACUUAUAACACUAAUAAAGUAAAAUGCA
Molecule: messenger RNA, 875 nt
Organism: Cydia strobilella
Lineage: Eukaryota; Metazoa; Arthropoda; Insecta; Lepidoptera; Tortricidae
Exons: 1
Coding region: 142-846 (234 amino acids)
Source: RefSeq, a predicted model, not a curated record